CAGACUCCGAUGAACUGCACUGUCAAUUCAACUGCACUGUGCUGUCGUCGCCUGGGGGAAUUUAUUGAAUCAGCAAAACGCGCCGUUGAACUGCACGUGAAGUCCGUGCGCCUGGAGACCUACAACUCAACCCUCGUAGAACUCUCCAAAUCAGUCGAUAAAAUGGCUGAUCAGGAAUAUGCGGACGUCAUGGCCGGCGCCACCAGCCUGAUAACUGCAUUUACACGUUCCAUCCAUGGACGACGCGGAUCCAGCGUCACUACUGCAAAAACGAGGAUGAGUUCAGUUCGCAGCGUCUGCGAGGGCUUGCGUCAGGGCCUUUCUUUGAUUUCCCGCACAAAUACCCUCCUUGCAAGUGAAUUCGGCCCGUAUGUCCCACUCCCGGAAAGCCCUCGUCGUCACUCGCUCAUGGUUAUCUCCAUUUUAAUUGCAGCAAGUCACAUUGUAAAUUCUGGACUCCUUCUGCUUUCGCAAUCCGAUUUGUCUCGUUAUACUCACGCAGAAUUGUGGGACAUUACUCGUGGAAUGGAAGAAUUAAGCAACCUGACGGAGCGUGUACAAGAACAACUUGACGAGAAAAAGCAGUUUUACCUUCGUCGGCUUCUUCUGGAUGGUUGUCCGCAUAGAAACAGUACUCCUUCAAUAGAACAACGCUUGUCCGAUCUUUGCAUUCUCACCGAUCCGAUCGAUAGCAUAAGGCCGGCCUCAGUUGGUCACAUAAUUUACCUCCUUGCUCGUUAUCGUUCGGCCAAAUUAGCUCAUACACUUGCAGCUGAUCUUCAUCAGGCUUUAAAGGAUCCCAAGGAAGGCCUCGAUUUUCUCACUGAAGCAGUAAGGAAAGAGUACGAAUUUUGCUCUAACUUUCUUGACGUAAUGACCCAAUCUACGGAGUUGCUACGCAACCUUCGAAAGGCUCAAGAGUGUGCUGGCGGGCAUACAAAGAGCGUCCCGCAGAAAGCAAACAGCCAUGUGUACAUUCAACACAGUAACCUUAAGGCCCAUCGAAAGCCAGCGCUUAUUGCGAAAACCGAGUCAAUUGACAACUUCAUUUCCACGUUUCCUGAUAACCCAUCCAAACAGAUAAGGCCAAUUACCUCAAUCAACGAACAAGACGAGGAAAUUAACGAGAGCCAUCAAAAGAAGGCUGUCCAAUGGAGCGACUACUACGAAGUCACUUUAAGACACCAGGUUGUUGGAAGGUAUCUGCAGCUGACUUGGAUCGGAUUUAGUGAGGAACUGGAUGGAGCAUUUCAGUUGGUCGGACUAACAUUCCCGAGUGACCCGACUAUGGAUUCCACGCCCUGGCCCCUGCGAAGCAGACAGGAGGUCCGCCAACUCGUCAGUAGACUCCACGAAGUCGGCAAAUGUGAAGGUCUCCCGUCACUAUUUAAACACGGGAUCUGUCGGCAGGCAGAGAGAUUGCGAAUAGCUGCCGAUUCUCACGACUGGACUGACUGGAGCCCCAGUAAGUGGAUUCUUGACCGAAACCCAGCUAAUCUGUUGCGCACCCCUCUUGGUCGAGUUUUCAAGAACCUCCUGCGAGAACUCAUGAAGGACACGCGCUUUAGUGUCGUCGAGCUCCUGAAACGACUGACCGUCGACGCGCGCAGGUGUUUUGAUUUGCUCGCAUUGAAAGAAGAAGAAGACACAAUACCACAAUUGGAGUUUUCUCAUCGGCAACUGCGGUCCUACUUGGAUCAGUCCUUUCUGUCACUGGAGUUAUUCCUCGCUGAAGUACUCGAAGAAUUCUGUUGUUUACUGAAGUCGUCUCGGUCCUCUCUUGACACUGGACCUACUAUUAUCGAAUUCGCCUUCAGAGCCUGUCUCCAAAUUGACCAUUGUCUUUCACUGCUCGAAUUACUUCGUGGCGCACUGGGCUACCACGAGUCACUUAUACGACCCUCAGACACCUCAGGAUCGUGUGAUGAAUACCUUAACUCCCGAUUACAGGAAGAUUUCAUCACCUCUUGCUUUGAUCGUGUACAAAAGACCGCUCACAACCUCAAGGCUGGCCAGGCUGCUCUGCAGGCGGGCAAUUCGCGUUUCUGGGCGAACUUAGCUUCUCAACAAUCCUUCGCAAUGCGUCAGGCUGUGCUCAAUUACAAAAAUGCAAACGUCGUAGAAGUUGACUGCCUCUGCGGCAAUUUCAUUCAUAUUGUCGAAAGAAUUUAUCUCCUGUGUUUCGAGAAUACGGAAGCUAACGUCUCAGAUGUCGUUAAACAAGAUGCGUGUUUCUCGGAGUUAAAUGCACAGCUUAUCUCCUCUGCUCUACAGGCGAUAUUGGUUUGUCUAGAGCAGGGAUUUCUAACAACUGUGGAAGCACUUUCAGUCAGUGAAAUGCAUUCACUUCAGUGCCUGCUAGCUAAAAUGCUGGUCUGCAUCGACCAGAUCACCGCGGCUCAGUUUGUGGCCUCAGAUAAACCAAGUCUCGUUUCCCGAUGCACCGCCCUUGUUGUCCUCCUGCAGCCUCAAAGAAACGAACUAUACGUUAGCAACCGACCAGGAAAUAUAUCCCAAAAUACCACUGAUAGGAAUUCAGCAUCGCCAGUGAACAGGCCAAAAGAGGUAAUCAAUCGCUUCCACCAGUACUUCUCGGAGAACGUUUUCACGCGUUUCCACAGCUCUGCGACCUUCUCAGCACUCGGAACCCUCUCCACCAAUGUGAGAGCCUUCUUUCAACACGAGGAUGUUGUUUCCAGACCAGUGGGACCGUCAGCAGAUGGCCACUUGAAGCGUACAGAAACCGACUGA
Molecule: messenger RNA, 2751 nt
Organism: Mesocestoides corti
Lineage: Eukaryota; Metazoa; Platyhelminthes; Cestoda; Cyclophyllidea; Mesocestoididae
Source: the annotation of a GenBank genome assembly